Molecule: messenger RNA, 1998 nt
Organism: Bacidia gigantensis
Lineage: Eukaryota; Fungi; Ascomycota; Lecanoromycetes; Lecanorales; Ramalinaceae
Exons: 2
Coding region: 1-1998 (665 amino acids)
Source: RefSeq, a predicted model, not a curated record
AUGACGAAUGAUUUUCUAAACUCUGCUCAUAACGGUGAGAAGCUCUGGCCUGCGAAGGGACGCCCUUCGCCUCGCCUUGUACCAGAGUAUCCAAAGGAUCGUCUGAGGUUGGUGUUUUAUGGCUUCACUGAUUCGAAGAUUGACGCUAGCAGGAUUGUUCCAUUGUUAUCCCAGCUUUUCUGGCGUCAAAAUCUUAACGAAGCCCACAAUUUCAGAUACCAUCGUAAAAGCCCGAGCUCAACGGAGACCAGUCCGCCCUAUGUGGCUAAUUAUCCUAGUACUGCACCGGAGCCCUUCGACAAGAAACAGUCUUCAAUUUCUAACAAUAUUCAGCCAUUCGGUAGGACGAAGUCGUUGGUGGAACACGGUCUCUUCUCGCCCAGUCGUGCAGAAGCCUUGCCUGCUGUCAAUGCGCAAGAGAUUGAAUUAACAAGCAGAGAAAAAGAACGAAAGCCCGUUAAAGAGGAUACACAAAGAAAUGGGAAAAGAGUUGACCUGCCACCCUCGGACAACAUAUUGAAUGCACCUAUGAAAGACAUGGAAUUGGAGCAUCAGAGCCCCGGAGACACAGCAAAUCAAAACAGGGAGCAUCUAAAUUCAGCAUUUACAUGCGAGCAGUCUACUGAAGGCCCCCUUCCAAGAGCUCAGGAACCAAGUGCAAUGAUUGCCACGAGGUUACCCACCGAAACGUAUUUCGCACCGAGGGCGCCAAAAACCAAGAGAGAUAAUGCUUUUUGCAGAUCUAAAGUGUCCGACUCUAGUCUUCGGAAAGAAGACACUGAUCAAUUACUCGAGACUUCUGGCACGACUAAUGAAAGCCGAGUGCGCAAACAUGGCUUACACGCCGAGGAUAGGGAUUACGCUCCGCCGAGGACGAAGAAGCGCAGAGCAUCAAAUAUGACAGAUGUAUAUAUCGAUGGCGAUCGUGUUAUUGGAAGAAUGCGGACCAGAUCAUCGAAAGGUAAGCUUUCGAAACAAAAUGCCUCUGACGUCGAAAUUGAAGCACAUGACGUCGCAGGAGCUGCAACAAAGUAUGCAGAAUCUUCGAAGAGUCCUCAGAUGAUUGGACUGGGCGGGGGACUGGGCCAAAAAGGUGCAGAGCCUCACAAUACCUCCGCGCCCUCCGAGAGGAACGAGACUUUCCAGGUUUGCGUACAAGCUGGAGCAGACGACAUAAAGCCAAGGCUGUCUGCGUCUAAUAUGAUGGAAUCGCACAGUACGAACCCAUUGUAUCGAAGGCCGGCCUGCGAGACAAUAUCUACCUCACCUGCAUCCACUGGCUCCGUAAAACGUGCGAAGAACUUUCUUGAAAGGAAAAGUGGGGAACCAAGUUCUCCGGUUCCAUCACAUCUCAGUAUAGCUUCCUCAAGGCCAGAGAGCCACCGGGGUAAAUCUGGGAGCAGAAGCUGUGGGUUUAAAGAAGAACCAGCCGAUCAUGCAAGUGUUGAAGAACCAGAAGUCCAAAUUGUCUCUGAGCGCACCAUUAAUGCAAGCUCUCGACUGGAUCCGCCGACCCCUCAUGCUGCGUUAUUACUUACCAAAGGCACGAGUAACACGACCAUGAAUCGGAGCGAUACUACCAUGACUUCUAAAGCCAAGGGUUCAGACACCCUAUCAUCUGAACAUGCAACAAGUUUCACAGGUCCCUCCAAUAGCACCUUGGACCCACCUCGCAAAAUUCAAGAUCCGCAAAUGAGCUACUGGAUAGUCAGAAGCCGCCACCCCCGACUAAAGAAAAGCAAAUGGGACAUUAGCGACCUUUCGAACAAAACCACGGCUGUGUUGUUCACGGAAGCUGCGAAAAUCUUCGGCACACCAAUCACACAUAGUAUAAGGUUCACGCUAGUAAUGGAUGGGCAGGACCUGGACCAAUUGGUCAAGCAGGGCGACGAUGAAGGACUUGCACGUAUGUGGAUGGACUUUAAGUCGGCGGUGCGCGCAGAGGUCCAUCAGGAUGAAAGCGUGACAUCUAGGGUCGAGCUGGACCCAGAUCCAUAG